Messenger RNA from Wickerhamiella sorbophila, 870 nucleotides. RefSeq lists its product as hypothetical. Lineage: Eukaryota; Fungi; Ascomycota; Dipodascomycetes; Dipodascales; Trichomonascaceae. Bases 1 to 870 code for a protein of 289 amino acids. The record is from RefSeq and is a predicted model, not a curated record. The transcript has a single exon.
AUGUCGUACUUCUACCAGCCCACAAAUCGCAACCACAAUUCGCACCACGCGCAGCGCCCGCUUUCCACGUUCUCACCGUCGUUGACUUCUGUUCUCAGCACCGAUAUUCUGAGUGCCCGCGAGAUUGACAACCAAGAAUGGGUCCUGUUUAGCCCGCAGAUGGUCCCGAGCUCCGACUACAGCGAGCUGAGCCCGCCAAGUGAUCUCCACAUGAUCCAGGGCGACCUGUCUGACCUUGACAUUGAAGACACCCCGACGCAGUCCCUGGAGCUGCCGGCACACAACGGUGCGGGUUCCUUCGACCAGCAUGCUCGCCGCGACCUGAUGGAACGAGUCAACAUGUGGCGGCUUGAUCAGAGCCAGCUGGUUUUCAGCGAGCUCCAGAGACUAGAGCGCAAGUUCUUCCCGUCGCACAGCCCUGAUGAAGGGGAGAGCGUGGACCAUCCACCACCUGACAGCAUUUGGAGUCAGAUUGGACACAAAGUCAUGGAGAACUUGCACAGCUUCAUCCACAUGGACGACGAGGUACUAGACGUAAUAUUUGGCCACAGUUUUGUUGAUGCAAGUGACGCAAGAGACAAACGUCCAGAAGAGUUUCCUGCCCAUUCCCGCCAGGCAAAUCUUAGCCGGGCCGGCGGCGACGAGUGGCAGGACAGCAUGCUUUCCCGUAUCUUCCCAGAGUUUAGCGGCAAAAAGUCUGAGUGGAUGCUUCUGGAGAAGCUUGCCAGCUGGACGUUGAAACGCCGCAAUAGACCCGCGCAGGCAGCUCCUCUAGAGACCCUGGUGUACGCCAACCCGUGUUUCACCGAGGCAUCCCUCGAGCACCGCUGGGACUUCGAAACCAGCAGUUUGAGCACUCAAGUCUUUUGA